Messenger RNA from Calypte anna (Anna's hummingbird), 5223 nucleotides. It is a transcript of the gene RETREG1, whose product is annotated as reticulophagy regulator 1. The coding region runs from base 1 to 1464 and encodes 487 amino acids. Lineage: Eukaryota; Metazoa; Chordata; Aves; Apodiformes; Trochilidae. Gene Ontology annotation, cellular component: endoplasmic reticulum membrane. The record is from RefSeq and is a predicted model, not a curated record. The transcript is spliced from 9 exons. Gene Ontology annotation, biological process: reticulophagy; negative regulation of neuron apoptotic process.
AUGGCGAGCGCGGCUCCCGCGCAGCCUUGUGAGGCGGAGGCGGGUGGGGAGCGCGGCGGCGGGCGGGAGCGGACGGAGGUCGUCGAGGAGCAGGGCGCGGCGGCCGGGGAUGCGAAGGCGAUGGAGGUGUCAGGCGGGGCCGGGGCGGCCGCCGCUGCGGCGCUGCUGGGGGAGACGGGGCUGGCGCUGGGCUGCUGCAUCGCGGCGGCGCUGAGCUGGGAGCGGCCCCUCCGCAGCCUGGGCGCCUUCGUCUGCGCCAACCUGCUCUUUUGGUUUGUUGCACUAACCUCUUGGAGAGUGUAUCAUCUGACUUCUCUCAUAAUACUUGGAGUGCUAGUUCUUCAGAUAAUAAAGGAUUUGGUAUUUUCAAGAAUAAAAGGUGCACGGCUCUGGAGGACCAUCACUGGCAACUGGAAAGUCAUUGAUUCCAGGCAAGACUACAGACCCAGAAUAAAUCAGUGCAUUUCAGAAGCACUGAUGAAUCUUUUUGUAUUUCUUCAAGAAAUGUCCCACUUCAAGGAACAAAACCCUGGCAAGUUUUGCCUACUAGUCUGCAGUGUAUGUACAUUUUUCACUGUGUUGGGGAGUUACAUUCCUGGAGUUGUCCUCUCCUAUGUCCUGCUACUGUGUGCCUUUUUAUGUCCUUUCCUUAAGUGCAAUGAAUUGGGACAGAAAGUAUGCAGCAAAGUAAAGACAGUUGUGAUGAAACUAGAUUUUGGAGUAGUGGAAUAUAUCAAUCAGAUGAAAAAAGAGAGAUCUGAAACAGCAAAAACAAAACCCACAGAGGAUGACAGUGAAUUAGACAUAUCAGCCCUAUGUCCUAAGGUUAGUCCUGCAGUUGUUGCUAAAGAGCUUUCAGUGUCUGACACCGAUGUAUCAGAAGUAUCGUGGACCGAUAAUGGGACCUUUAAUUUAUCUGAGGGGUAUUCUCCACAAACAGACACAUCUGAUGAUUUCGACCGACCUAGCGAUCAUGAAGAAGCUUUUGCUAGAGAUCUUACAGAAUUUCCUUCUUUAGAAAAUGGCGCUGGAACAAAUGAUGAUGAUGACUCAAGCAUCAGUAUGCCCAUCCAGCAGAAACUAAAAAAAGAACAAACUUAUUUCAAGGUGGAUCAUGCUUCCAGACAGAGGAAAGAGAGACCGUCCACUGCAGGACUCUCCUUGCCUUUGACCAGUGACCAAACCUUUAAUUUAAUGAGUGGAAUUGCUGGGGAUGUCAUCGCAGCUGCGGUGUCUGCUGCCAUCAAAGACCAGUUGCAGUCCACACAGCAAGAUCCCUCACAUGCAGUGCCCAGUUUGAGUGAGGAGACAGACACAGAGGAAGGUGAUGAUUUUGAACUGCUUGACCAGUCUGAGCUUGAGCAGAUUGAGAAAGAAUUGGGACUUUCACAAGGCCAAGAAGCAGAAUCCCAAGAUAAGAAGAAAUCUUCAGGCUUCCUUUCAAAUCUGCUUGGAAGUCAUUAACCUGAAAAUAGCAGCUGGUAACAUAGAAGAAAUUAAAUGCAAAACACAUUAAAAAAAUCAAAUGCAAAAAAGCAAAGAGGAAAUUCUGAGCUGUAAGCUUUAACUGUCCCUUAGAUGUGUUAUAAUAUUUUCCCUUAUGCAGAGUGAAUUAACUGGAUAAAUAUCAGCUGAUACUGAUAGUUUAAUGUUUUUGGUAGUUAUACCUCAGUGUAAUAGCAUGGAAAUGAAUUAUCUGUCCACUGUUUGGUCGGUGAUGAGUGUUGGAGCGGUCAGUUGUUUAAAAGACUUGGGGUGAGGAGUCUUUUUAUCUUUUUGCCAAUCGUGUAUUUUGGGGUCCUGAGCCAAAUUUUCAACACUGGCAGUUUGUUUACUCUUGGUUGCCAACCAUGUAAUACAAUUGGUGAUUCACACAGUCAGUGUAAAUUAUCAAAGGAUUGCAAGAGAUUAACUAAAUAUCACCUCCUUCAAUCAGACUGAAAAGUAUGAAUCCCUGCAGUUAGCAUUACAUGUAGUGCAUCUAUAAUACACCAAACACAUUAACCAGCACAAUUCUAUUUAAAUAUGUGUGCAGCACUAUCAAAGAACUUGAUUUGAAUUGUUUUGGAUAUGGUGAUGCAUUUCCAAGUUUUUGCUGUUUUAAGCUUGUAGAGUUGUAAAGUGGCAUGCUGUUUGACUGAUCACCUACUGUGUUCCUUGAUAGAGUCUGGUCCUUGGCAGUAUUGCCCACAUAAAGUCAGCCAACACAUCCUUAUAUUUAGGAGUUAAUAUCAUGUAGGCCAAACAACCUUCUUGGGAGCAGGUGAGGGUAAUUAUUGUUUGGAAUAGAGGCUAGAGUUUAAAAAACAAAAUAAAAGGCAUUUUUAGGUUCAACUUUCUUAACUCAAAAUUCUGUGGGAUUUGGUUGGUUUUUUGUUUUGGUUUGGUUUUUUGUUUUGUUUUCCCCAGGACAGCUGCCAUCAUUGCAACAAAAGGUGUGUUGCAAGCUGAAUCUUUUAAGAUACUUAAAAGUAUUCAGUGAGGUCAUUUGUGAUAGAAGACACUGGGAAUCUUCUUGGCAUGUAAUUUAAAGCAAACAAAAAAGAUCUUUUUAAAAUUAUUUGCCAGUUUAAACUCUACACACACUCAGUGAGUGGCAUCAGAUCUUAAACAGGUAACUUAUUUGACUUUUUCUAGGGCUUUUUUGUUCACUUGUGACAAAAUGGGCUGUAGUCAAAUAAAUAGGAAGAAUUAAAGCUAGUUUUUUUAAUGUGAUGUAAACUGCUAGCAAAAUUGAGGGACCAUGUCAGCUGCUACUACUACUCAAGUGAUUUUCCAUGUGCUGGCAUUUGAAGAGGUGAAUAUUGUCAUCUAGGACCCUCAGAAAGUACAGCAACAGAUUAAAAAUCUUCCACUAACAUAUAUGUGUAGGUAAACCUGUGUUUAAAGUGAACUCAGUUUGAAUUCAUUUUUCUUUCUGGGGUGAAAAAACUAGGCAGAUGGCCAUAAAGACUGUGGCCAAAACAGAAAUGCUGAUAAUUUUUGACACUGGCUUUGUCGUUGCUCAUGCUUUUGUGUCAGUAACGCGUAUUGAGGGUGUUUGCUGUCCUUUACCAGUAAAAAAGCAAGCCUGUGCCUUCAUUAUCAAAUCCAUUACAAAUUAAGUGGAUGCUGGAUCUAGAUCCCACAAGAUGCAGGUUUUGAAAUUACAACAUCUUAGCAUUAAAAGCAAGUUUCUGGAAAUUAUUUACAAACAUGGCCACAUUACUCCUUUAGCACUGGUUGUUAAGUUUCCUUUUUUGCUUCCCCCAGCCUGUCCUUCUUAUCUGAAAAAUAAAAGAAGCUGUUGCCGGGAAAUCAGUCCCUUUAAAUGCCAUUUCAAUUUCUCAAAUGAGUUAAAAGCCUGGUUUCCUUGCUGCAUGUUUAGGACAAUCUUUACAGCUAGAAGAGUACAACUUCCAAGUUGUUGAUGAAACGUUGUACGACAGCCAGACAACUGUGUGCUUCCUUGUACAGGAGUGCUGGUGCUAGGAGGGAAACAGGCUGUGGGAUAGGCAGAGGCAGGAGGAAGAGAGGGAGGGAGCAGUCAGGAUUGGUGGGAGAGACUCACUGACUGUCAGUGGUGGCAUUAUAACAGUGUGCACUUUAUUGUUGUUUUAUGAAGAAUCUUUGUGGUUCUAGACGUAUGUAAUGUGGAGGCACUCUUCUAAAACAAUAGAUUAGAUCAAGAAGGAAAAGCAGUUGGAGUUUCUUGGACUUUUUGUCAAUGAUCCAUUUUCUGGUUUCAAGAUAGAAAAAUAGAAUGAAUUUUCUGCAGUACAAUUCUCUAUUUAUUUUUUUCCAGAAAGUAAAACAAAGCAAAACUUGAACAAGCAAAUAAUUAAGGUUUAGGGGCAUAAUUUCUUAUUUGAGUGUCUUUAUAAUUUUAUUUUUCUGUUCUCAUGGUAGUUAUAUUUAAGCCCCUGAAUUCUGUGUAAUGGGAAGGAGGUAAUUUGCACCAUUUAAUAUUCCUCCUCAGGUGGUGUAAAGCUGUUUAGUUUUGAAACUACGUUUUCCCUCCCGAACAACCACACAUAAGAAACACUUUGAUUGGACACAAUACAUUCCACUGCCAGCAGUUUGACAGCAGAACACAAAGAAAACGUUUCUCUGCUUUGUCAGAUCCCUUCCACACUUCCUUCAGUUGGAGUUGUUGCCCUUCGAGAAACCUUUAUUUUUACAUAUUCUAGCAGCAGCAGCAAAAUAGCAGUUACUUAAAUAUUCCCACCACAGUGGUCCACAGCAUCUUUCCUACUCAAGCACUGGUCGUCAUCUUCCCAUCUUCCAACACUGAAGACACAGAGAGGAAGAAAGGCAAGCAAGUGUGAGGUAGCACAUAGCUUUGAAACAUGAAUUUGUUCCGUGGAAAGCCUGCUUUCAUGCCAUUUCCAGUCAAAAGACAGCACAGGCGAAAAAGAGGGCAAGGUCAGAGUGUGGAUUUUUAAGCAAGCACCUUUGGAGUAAUGCAGUGUGUGAUCUUGCUGUGGGAUGAGUUCUGCCUGCCUUACCUGAUGUGUUCUUACCUGGCAGUAAGUUGAGGAUACCAUGUAUUUUUGCAGUAGUACGGUGAAAGCGCACACCCUCCCUCACCUUGCACUGGCUUCUUCAUCCAUCCCUGCUGGAAGGGAACAGCUCGUGUCAGGACUGUGGGAUGCAGUGCAGUCCUCUGUGCUUGGAAAAUUUGCACAAGGAACUCCUCCUUUGUAACUCCUCCUCUGUUUCCUCCUUUGCACGAGGAACUCCUGAGUGACCAACAGAGUGGCUGUCAUGGGAUCAGUGGCCUUCAGCGUGUCAAACCCAGAAUAAAAGUACCCAUCUCCAGCACACAGGACUUUUCAUGUGUCUGCACUACAUGCCUAGCUACCAUUCUUCAGUUUGUUUGUGGAAAAAAAUAAAUAUUCUAUGCAGAGAAGGGGAAAUAAUUUUAACCCAAAGUAAUAGGAUCUAAAGAAAUACUAGGUUUUACUUUGUUUUUUGUUCGUUUUGCACUUUUUUUCAGACUGUGUAAGCUGUCUGAACAAACUCCCUGUGUCUCGCCGUCUGUUCUCAGCACAUGAGCAGCAGCAUAACAGUCUGUAACCACCACCUAUCCGGGUAACCAGAAACUGGAAAAUUACAAAAUGUCUUUAUUUAAAAUAUUUUGCAGCACUUUACCUAGCCUGAUUACUAUUUUGUAAACAUGGAAUUAUUAUAUUGAUUGUUCGUAAAACCAUUUAAUAAAUAUGUGUUAGUUUUUAUCUUUCA